UCAGAACAUUUCGUUUGCCGGCUUUUCUCGGGAGGAAACUUUCUUAAGGCACGAACAUCGGGGUAGAAAUACGUUUAGAAGAUAGCAUUAACCAGAUUCUUUUCCUGCAGGUUGCAAGAUGUUCCAUUUGCUUGUUCUCGCUUUGGUUGUGGCCGUUGCAACGGCACAAGAGCCGGCAAACUGCAGAUGCGGCGCCUUCAUCACUCUUGACUCCGUCGAGAAGAUGCUUUACGAGCUCCCUCCCCUCGACAUGGGCGGCUGUGACCAGCACACCAAAUGCCGCAACCGCUGCUUCAAGGAGUUCGAGGAGCUGUCUGGAGGAGGAGACCUGGACUACAUUAGCUCCGACGGUGUGACGCCCGUCGGACAGAUCUUGUGCACGGCAUCCGAACGACCAGUCCAUAACGAAUACGUGUACGCCUAUUCGGAGCUGUGCGACGGCCCCUGGGAAUGGACAGGCGACCAGACCAUGCAGCCUCUGUGCUGCAACAAGGAUCAUGAGUACCAUCCUUGCCCCGAGUAGGGAGCGGGCGAAAGGCAAGCCAGGCCCACAUGGCCGACGUUCUAGUGCUUGCUGAAGACUGCUUUAAGACCUGUCUAUUUUAAUAAACUAAGAAGAGUUA
This is a messenger RNA of Penaeus chinensis, 623 nucleotides long. RefSeq lists its product as uncharacterized. The coding region runs from base 119 to 523 and encodes 134 amino acids. Lineage: Eukaryota; Metazoa; Arthropoda; Malacostraca; Decapoda; Penaeidae. The record is from RefSeq and is a predicted model, not a curated record. The transcript is spliced from 4 exons.